Staurois parvus is the source of this 615-nucleotide messenger RNA. The record is from the annotation of a GenBank genome assembly. Lineage: Eukaryota; Metazoa; Chordata; Amphibia; Anura; Ranidae.
AGAAGCGUCGUACUUGGAAGAAGCAGUACCGAUGUGUCGAAUGCGGAAAAUGCUUUAAACAGAGGUCAACUCUUAUCACACACGAAAGAGUUCACACAGGGGAGAAGCCAUUUUCAUGUUCUGAAUGUGGUAGAUGUUUUAAGCAACGGUCAACGCUUAUCACGCAUGAAAGAGUUCACACGGGGGAGAAGCCCUAUUCCUGGUGGUAAAUGUUUCUCCCAUAAAUGGUAUCUUAUUUCUCACAGAAAAAUUCACACGGGGGAGAGGCCAUUUUCCUGUCCGGAAUGUGGGAAGGGUUUUCCUGUGAAGGACAGACUCACAAGGCACCAGAUGAGUCACACUGGGGAGAAGCCUUUCCCAUGUUCCGAGUGUGAGAAGUGUUUUGCUGACAGAAGCAGUCUCAGGAGACAUCAAAAAAGCCACACUGGUGAUAGACCAUUUCCAUGUUCCGAAUGCGAGAAGUGUUUCAUUCACAAGUCGGCACUUGUGCAGCACCAGAGAACUCACACAGGGGUAAAGCCAUAUUCGUGCUCCACGUGUGGGAAAUGCUUUAGACAGAGAUCGGUUUUUGUGGCUCAUGAGAGAAUUCACACAACUGAGAAACCAGUUGCUUGA